This is a messenger RNA of Amphimedon queenslandica, 638 nucleotides long. Its product is annotated as glia maturation factor gamma-like. Gene Ontology annotation, cellular component: cortical actin cytoskeleton. Bases 32 to 469 code for a protein of 145 amino acids. Gene Ontology annotation, molecular function: actin binding; Arp2/3 complex binding. The transcript is spliced from 5 exons. The record is from RefSeq and is a predicted model, not a curated record. Gene Ontology annotation, biological process: negative regulation of Arp2/3 complex-mediated actin nucleation; actin filament debranching. NCBI's taxonomy places the organism in Eukaryota, Metazoa, Porifera, Demospongiae, Haplosclerida, Niphatidae.
UCUUGGGCGUGGCUUGGAAGCUGAAUAAAAAAUGGCUCAAAAUCUUGAAGUUUGUUCAAUUUCCCCGGAACUUUUUGAACGUGUUAAGAAAUUCCGAUUCCGCAAAGAAAAGACGUCUGCCGCCAUUAUUAUGAAGAUAGACGUUGAGUCUAUGACUAUUAUUGAGGAUGAUACAGUUGAUGAAGAUACGAUGAAUGAUUUGAAAAUUGAAGACUUGGAGGCAGAACUGCCAACACACGAGCCGAGAUAUGUUGCCCUAAGCUACUGUUACCAUCACGACGAUGGGAGGGUAUCCUAUCCUCUCGUCUUUAUAUUUGUUAGUCCACAAGGUAUUAAACCAGAGUUGCAAAUGAUGUAUGCCGGCUCUAAACUGACUCUUGUCAAUAAAUGUGGAUUCACUAAAGUUUAUGAAUUAAGGGGAACUGAUGAACUUACUGAAGAAUGGUUACUCUCAAAACUGAAGAAGUGAUGACGCAUGAAUGUAGAAGUGAAGCUUCUUUGAAAACGUGUGAUUAUUCUUAUUAUUAAUAUUCUUAUUAAUAUUCUUAUUAUUGUCCUUUUACUGUAUAAUAAACUAAUGAUGAUUUUUGUAGUAUGAUUUUUUUAGCUUUUCAAUGAUGAUUUUGGAAAUAACAGUA